This is a messenger RNA of Cladophialophora psammophila CBS 110553, 1278 nucleotides long. Its product is annotated as fumarylacetoacetase. Gene Ontology annotation, biological process: L-phenylalanine catabolic process; L-tyrosine catabolic process; homogentisate catabolic process. Lineage: Eukaryota; Fungi; Ascomycota; Eurotiomycetes; Chaetothyriales; Herpotrichiellaceae. Gene Ontology annotation, molecular function: fumarylacetoacetase activity. The record is from RefSeq and is a predicted model, not a curated record. The transcript is spliced from 4 exons. Bases 1 to 1278 code for a protein of 425 amino acids.
AUGGCUUCUUGGUUACCAAUCCCCAUCGAUUCAGACUUCUCGCUACAGAAUCUACCCUAUGGAGUUUUCAGCACAGACGCUGACCCAACUCGACGCAUUGGCGUUGCGGUGGGAGAUCAUGUGCUCGAUUUGAAAGUGUUAACUCGAGAACAAGUUUUCAAAGACAUCAAAUUUGACGACUCGACUCUCCAAGAAAAGACCCUCAAUGCAUACGCCGGGCUCGGACAACAUGUGCACAGCCAGAUUCGAAAGAAGUUGCAAGAGCUGCUAAGAGACAACACCCUGCUAGGCCACGUAUUGCGCGACAACCACGACCUCCGGCAAAAGUGCCUGGUCUCGAUGCAAAGCGCUAUUAUGCACCUCCCUGUGACCGUUGGCGAUUUCACAGAUUUCUUUGUUGGUCUUCAUCAUGCCAAUAACUGUGCAGGCUUUCUCAAACCUGGAGCAGAUAUCACGCAGGUAUUACCAAGCUUCUGGGACAUUCCUUCCGGCUUUCAUGGGCGUUCAUCCUCAGUCGUGGUCUCUGAUACCCCUAUCCACCGACCAAAAGGUCAAUAUCGUGAAGGUGGGAAGCCAGUGUCCGGCACCUGCCGAGACCUCGAUUUCGAAGUCGAGUUUGGCGUGGUAAUUGGACAACCCAGUCAAAUGGGAGAAGCCGUUCCGGUGGACCAAGCCGAAGGCCAUAUCUUUGGAUUUGUUUUGUUGAACGACUGGUCCGCGCGGGACUUUCAAAAAUGGGAGCCCAGUGCGCCGUUCACCUGCAAGAAUUUUGGCACGUCGAUAUCACCUUGGAUCGUCCCGUUCGAGGCACUGGAGCCUUUUCGGGUCUCCCCAAUCAAGGUGGAUCGUCCGCUUCCUGAUUACUUGAUGCAGAAAGAGACCAAAUCCAUCUUCGAGGUUCCUAUUCGAGCAACACUAGAAGUUGACCAUACUAGGUAUGCAGUGGCGGAAUGCAAUACCAAGUUUAUGGUCUUCUCUUUUGCCCAGAUGAUUGCUCACCACACCCGUGGCGGCUGUCCAUUGCGACCAGGCGACAUUAUGGGCACGGGGACAAUGUCUGGACCUACCAAAUCAGAAGAAGGAUGUUUCCUUGAGCUUUCUCGAUACGGAGAACAGCCCUGUGAAAUGAGCGCAGAAGGGUCGUCUGGAGAACGGAUUCGCCGAACCUAUCUCGAAGACGGCGAUAUAGUCGAAUUUGCCGCACAGAUACGGACAAAAGACGGCCUUGAAAACGUGGGGUUUGGGAUAUGCCGUGGCGAGGUGCUACCGGCCAACUGA